Messenger RNA from Scomber scombrus (Atlantic mackerel), 827 nucleotides. RefSeq names its product ubiquitin-conjugating enzyme E2T (putative) (gene ube2t). The record is from RefSeq and is a predicted model, not a curated record. The coding region runs from base 111 to 695 and encodes 194 amino acids. The transcript is spliced from 7 exons. NCBI's taxonomy places the organism in Eukaryota, Metazoa, Chordata, Actinopteri, Scombriformes, Scombridae.
AAGCGCGCGGGGAAAUCCAAAACAGACACCACGUCGUCUCUCCUCUGUCUCUGCUGUAAAGACAAGCGGCGGUCGAGAAGUGGAAGACAACUGCAAAAGAGGAAGCAAAGAUGCAGAGAGCUUCUCGUUUGAAGCGUGAACUUCAGAUGCUGAGCACCGAGCCACCUCCCGGGAUAACAUGCUGGCAGACCGAGGAACGGAUAGACGACCUCCGGGCACAGAUAGUUGGAGGGACAGGAACUCCAUAUGAAGGUGGACUCUUUUCCCUGGAGAUCAUGGUCCCUGAGAGAUACCCAUUUGAGCCUCCCAAAAUCCGAUUCUUGACACCCAUCUAUCACCCAAACAUUGACAAUUCAGGACGUAUCUGCCAUGAUGCUCUCAAACUCCCACCAAAGGGUGCCUGGAAGCCAUCCCUAAAUAUCUCCACAGUCCUCACUUCCAUCCAGCUGCUCAUGGCUGAGCCCAAUCCAGAUGACCCACUCAUGGCUGAUAUAUCAUCAGAGUUCAAAUACAACAAACAACUGUUCAUGCAGACGGCCAAGAAGUGGACAGAGGAACAUGCUGUUCAGAAGAACACGGGAGUCACAGAGAGCAACAAAGAAAAUACCCCAGAUCAGAAAGCAUCAUCACGCAAAAGAGAGGCCCUCCACACACAGCAGGAGGAAGAGGAGCCAACAAAGAAAAACUGUGUGUAGUUUGCACCACACUUGUUAGAUCCACAGGUCUCUUCUCCAGAACCACCUGCCAGUAUGUAAAGAGUGUAUUUUAAUUUUCAAUUCAGUGGUAAUACCUUCUUUAAUUUACUAUGUGUGCAUUUGUCUUGUUAA